AUGUCAAGCCAACUCGAAAAUGAAGCUUCAUUUGAGGCCACUACUCUGGGUUUUCUAAGGCGCCAAUUCACUCAACUCAAGCCUUUGCCCGCAGGAAUAACGCUUGACGGUCAGGUAGCCAUUGUCACUGGAAGUAAUGCUGGACUUGGACUCUCGGCAUGCAAGCAGCUGCUUCAGCUGGGGCUAUCGCACCUGGUAAUGGGUGUCCGCUCUCAGGCCAAGGGUGAUGUGGCGGCGGCCCAGCUGCGUAAAAGCUUUCCCUCAGCCCUGAUAUCCGUCUGGAUCGUCGACAUGGAAUCAUAUGACUCUGUUUGUGCUUUUGCCAGCCGUUGUGAGAGCUUGGACCGGAUCGAUAUUGUGAUUCUUAAUGCUGGGCUUAUCAAGACGCCGUAUACUGUCGUGCAGGCAACAGGAAACGAAGUCACGCUGCAGGUUAACUAUCUGUCGACGGCUCUCUUGACCAUUUUGCUUCUUCCCAUUCUCAAAGCAAAGAAAAUUGGUGGUGGCUCAAGGCCACCGGUUAUUAGUAUUGUGGGUUCAGAUCUAAUGUAUCAGCAUGAGGUCGAGCUCAAAGGGCCGGUAUUACCGCCAUUCCAACAAGAAGAUAGCUUCAGCCAGUUCUCUUGGUAUGGCAAAUCGAAGCUAUUACAAGCGAUAUUUAUCUCCAAGUUGGCCGAAUUUGUCAAUCCCAAUGACGUCCUCGUAAAUGUGUCGAACCCCGGCAUGACGAGCGGCACUGAUUUCUUCCGUGGGUAUCCUGCUUUGGUGAUGAAGCUGAUUGCUGUCGGUCAAUGGAUUCUGGCUAGACCGGUGAAUGUAGCUGCUACUACAUAUCUGGAUGCAGUUUUGGUUCAAGGAGAGAAAAGUCAAGGCUCAUUCACGAGUGACUGGACUAUAAAGCCAUAUUCGAAGCUUUGGUACACUCCAGAGGGUCAGGAGUUGAAAGAUAGACUCUGGGAAGAGACCAUGGAAGAGCUAAAUUUUGUAGGCGCGUCAAAAAUUGUGAAUGGUCUGAAGAGCUGA
Molecule: messenger RNA, 1023 nt
Organism: Trichoderma harzianum CBS 226.95
Lineage: Eukaryota; Fungi; Ascomycota; Sordariomycetes; Hypocreales; Hypocreaceae
Exons: 2
Coding region: 1-1023 (340 amino acids)
Source: RefSeq, a predicted model, not a curated record